ACUGCUGGAGUGAGAUCUCCUGCCCCGGCGUUCUAGGGCGCGGGGCGGGCGAACCCCUCCGAGGAGUAGGCGAGGAUAAGGGUGGUGGAAGCAGUGGGCGCAGGCCGGGUUUCAGGGCCCGACGGGAGACAGGGUGGGGCUAGGAAAAGGGGGCGCGGUCGGGCUGCGGAGUUUGAGCGGAGAGCGUGCGCGCGCGCGGGGCCGGGGAAGCGGGGCCGGGGCGAGAGAUGCCCCGCGCGACGGGCGGCGGUGCACCGUUGUAGGACGACAACCGCAGCAUGUGCGAGGGCCCUUCCCGCAUCUCGGGGCCCAUCCCCCCAGACCCUACGCUCUGCCCUGACUACUACAGGCGACCCGCCUCGGCCCAAGGACGCCUUGAGGGAAACGCGCUGAAGAUGGACCUGCUGACUUCAUGCCGCGACCCAGACUUCAGCUCUACUCGUGGCCCCCGCACCAGGCCGGGAGCCCGAGAGAUCCUGGAACGUGGCCAGCGCGGCGUGGGGGAUGUGUUGCUGCAGCUAGGGGGCAUCUCGCUCAGUCCAGGGGUCUCUUCCAAGAGGAAGGAUCCUAAAGACUAUGAGAAGGAAAACCUGAGGCGAAUCAAAGAAAUUCAGAAGCGCUUCCGAGAGCAGGAACGCAACCGGGAACAGGGCCAGCCCAGGCCCCUGAAGGCACUGUGGCGCUCACCCAAGUAUGAUAAGGUGGAGUCCCGAGUCAAGACCCGAAUGCAGGAAUCUGUCCAAACCUCUGUGCCACAGCCUGCCCACUUUCUGCGGGCACACUCCCGCUGUGGCCCUGGACUCCCGCCAUCCCGUGUCCCUAGUCCCCAGCUCACUCUUCCAGGUCCCAAAGCAAAGGGGCCAGACCUAGGUGUGGACUUCAUUAGACACAAUGCUCGAGCUGCCAAGAGGGCCCCCCGGCGCCAUUCCCGCUCACUGCAAGUCCUCGCACAGGUUCUGGAGCAGAAACAGCAAGCCCAGGAACACUACAACACUACACAGAAGGGCCACGUGCCCCAGUACUUGUUAGAACGCAGAGAUCUAUGGCGCCGGGAAGCUGAGGCCCGCCAGAAUAACCAGCCAGACCCUGCCAUGCCUCCUGGCCACACUCGCAUGCCUGAGAGCCAGCGGCUGGAGACACUGAACAAUCUUCUCCAGAGCCAGAGUCAGCUGCUACGUGAGCUGGUACUACUGCCUGCUGGCGCAGACUCACUAAGAGCCCAGAGUCACCGGGCUGAGCUGGACAGGAAGCUGGUGCAAAUAGAAGAGGCCAUCAAGAUUUUUUCUCGACCCAAAGUGUUUGUGAAGAUGGAUACCUGAGCCUUUUGUGAGGGCCAGUGACAAAGAGAUCCAUGCUGACCUUCUCUACACAGAGCUGCACAGGGCAGGAUCAAGCCCUACCAGGAGAAGUCAGAAGCAGUGGGGUGUACAGUAUCCUCAGAGUAAUCUUUCCAGUUACCCAUGGCUGCAGAAGGGCCAUUCCAGCCUUUCAGCCUCUUUGUCAAAAUUAAA
This is a messenger RNA of Dipodomys ordii (Ord's kangaroo rat), 1511 nucleotides long. RefSeq names its product enkurin domain containing 1 (gene Enkd1). Gene Ontology annotation, cellular component: cytoplasmic microtubule. Bases 279 to 1319 code for a protein of 346 amino acids. The transcript has 7 exons. The record is from RefSeq and is a predicted model, not a curated record. NCBI's taxonomy places the organism in Eukaryota, Metazoa, Chordata, Mammalia, Rodentia, Heteromyidae.